Messenger RNA from Dracunculus medinensis (Guinea worm), 1161 nucleotides. The record is from the annotation of a GenBank genome assembly. NCBI's taxonomy places the organism in Eukaryota, Metazoa, Nematoda, Chromadorea, Rhabditida, Dracunculidae.
AUGGAUUUAUUGCAUAAAGGAUGGUUUACUGAAUUCUCGCCGGACGAUUAUGAGGCAGUGAAAAAUGGUGAAAAACGCUUAGAUAAAGAAAUGAUGGUGAAUUAUCAAGCAUGUGGAAAUGCAUGGCCUGGUCAAGCGUUUUCAUUACAAGUCGAAGAAGAGCUUUUUCAUGAAAGAAGUCAAUACCAGGAUAUUCUGGUUUUCAGAAGCAAAACAUAUGGAAAUGUAUUAGUAUUGGACGGUAUUCUACAAUGUACUGAGCGUGAUGAAUUUGCUUAUCAGGAGAUGCUAGCACAUUUAGCAAUGUUUUCUCAUCCCAAUCCAACUAAGGUACUUAUAAUUGGUGGAGGUGAUGGUGGAGUCCUCAGAGAAGUACUGAAACACGAUUGUGUUCAAUCGGUUACGUUAUGCGAAAUUGAUGAAAUGGUUAUAGACGUAUCGAAGAAGUAUUUACCUCAUAUGUCAGCUUCUUUUGAUAGCCCUAAAUUGAAUCUUUUCAUUGGCGACGGUAUUGAAUUUUUAAAAAAAUGUAAAGGUGAAUACGAUGUUGUGAUAACUGAUUCAUCGGAUCCUAUUGGACCUGCUACAAGUUUAUUUAGUGAAGAUUAUUACAAACUUAUUAAAGAAUCACUAAGAGAAGGUGGUAUAUUGUCGUCGCAAGGAGAAUGCCCAUGGCUGGAUCUAAAAUUUAUUACUCAAUUAAGAAUUAUUUGUGUAAAGCAUUUCCCUAUAUCGUUCUACGCGAUCAAUUCGGUACCAACAUAUGCUAGUGCUCUUAUGGGAUAUCUGUUAUGUUCGAAAGAGGUUUGUGAAUGUAUCUGGUUGCACGCAAAACUCAUAAAAGAGAUGCUUCAGUUUAUCUCUACUGUUUAUGCUUCAAUUUAUUAUGCAUGCUCUUUCAUGCCCACUUAUCCAUGUGGAGCUAUGGGAUACUUUGUUGCUAGUAAGGAGGUCCUUCGUGAUAUUCGAAUUCCAGCGAGAGAAAUUUCUGAUGAACAGGUGAAAAAAAUGAAAUUAAAAUAUUAUAAUUCGAAUGUGCAUCGCGCAUCAUUUGUUCUACCACAAUUUAUAAAAGAAGUAAGUAAUAUUGCCAUAAUUUUAUUUUUAUCACAUUUAUCAUUAUUGAAUUUAAUUUUAUCAUUUUUAUCAAAAUUGAAUUGA